Messenger RNA from Anopheles coustani, 555 nucleotides. RefSeq names its product large ribosomal subunit protein eL37A. Gene Ontology annotation, molecular function: structural constituent of ribosome; RNA binding. NCBI's taxonomy places the organism in Eukaryota, Metazoa, Arthropoda, Insecta, Diptera, Culicidae. The record is from RefSeq and is a predicted model, not a curated record. Gene Ontology annotation, cellular component: ribosome; cytosolic large ribosomal subunit. The transcript has 3 exons. Gene Ontology annotation, biological process: translation. Bases 127 to 402 code for a protein of 91 amino acids.
CUGUUGUCUUGUUGACAGCAGUCGGUACUGUCAGGGCUAUUUCCGGAAUCGUGCUUUCUUUCAGUUUUUGGUUGCUGAAGAGAACGCAUCAUUGAAAUCGUUCUCCGGGCGGGUUAACACCGUAAAAUGACCAAGGGUACUUCCAGCUUUGGAAAGCGGCACAACAAGACCCACACGUUGUGCCGCCGUUGUGGUAGAUCAUCUUACCACAUUCAAAAGCAUACUUGCUCGCGAUGCGGCUAUCCGGCAGCGAAGAUCCGUUCCUAUAACUGGUCGGAGAAGGCUAAGCGCAGGAAGACCACUGGCACUGGCCGCAUGCGCUAUCUUAAGGUGGUGCGCCGUCGUUUCCGCAACGGAUUCCGUGAAGGCCAAGUGGCGAAGCCACGCAAGGCUGCCGCAUAAGGAUGAUACGGUAGAUACACCGUCGUGGUGCGCCAUCGGAUCUAAGGACCGAAUCUGUUUGGUACAAUUGUGUGAUGAUGUAUUCCGGCGGUGGUUUCCCGGUGGGGUGGUGGAAGCCCAAAUUUGCUAAUAAAGUGUAAAGUGCGGAUUCAA